Messenger RNA from Gongylonema pulchrum, 621 nucleotides. The record is from the annotation of a GenBank genome assembly. NCBI's taxonomy places the organism in Eukaryota, Metazoa, Nematoda, Chromadorea, Rhabditida, Gongylonematidae.
AUGAUGCCUUUUGCUUUCAGACAGCACGAAUCCGAGGUGUUUUCUGGCCAUAAAGCCGUAAUGUCGCUAUUCCGCUACCAGUCACCGCGCGACUAUUUCUAUACCUCACCAAUGGAGCGUUUCCUGGUCAAUGCGCUGGACAACGCAUUCUCCGAUCUUUCGUAUCGUCCGCUGCACUCUGUGGCACCGUACUGGCUUAAUCAGCCAGUACUCAACGAGUGCAACAUUGGUAAUUCGGUGGGCAAGGCGCGUUUCACUAUUAUCAAUGAAAAGGAUAAAUUUGCUGUUGAAGUUGACGUGGCGCAGUUCCAACCAAAAGAUCUCUCCGUAUCGGUUCGUGAUGGGCAGCUUGUCAUCGAGGGCCAUCACGAAGAACGAAACGAUCAGUCCGGUAGCAUUGAACGUCAUUUCAUUCGAAAAUAUGCUUUGCCGAAGGAAGUAUCACCGGAUGCAAUCGAAUCGCAUCUCUCCGAUUCGGGAGUGCUGACCGUUAUGGCAAAAAAGGCAGCAAUUGAUGCACCACAGACCCGGAGCAUUCCGAUUCGAGCAGCGCCAAAGGAACCUCUGCCCGGCGUUGAACAGAAUAAAAAUGCAUCAGCACCGGGAACACAGAAGAAGUGA